GCAUUAAUCACAGCCGGAGAGGAGCGCCCGAAGAGCGCGUGUCUCACCGGUUAUGUCUCAUCUGAGGACGGGACGGUAUCAUGGGCGGAAGAAUUCCCGCUGCGUAACGAUGCUUUGUGAGCAGUUGAAAGGCGAGACAUGUGCGCCAGAAAGGCUGCGCCUCGUCUCGCCUAAAGCCAACCGGCGCCCGCUCCUGAGCAGCCGGGACAGUCGGGACCGGACAUUUUUUGCAAAGACAGACACCAGAAGAAGCAGGAGACCCAACAUGUUCGAAGCCUCGGGGAUCCCUCUCAUCCUGCUGGACAUUUUCUCUCUCUUCCUCGUUGGGCUUCCAUUUUUCAUCCUCACCCCUCAACACAACCCUUUCAAACGGGGUUUCUUCUGUAACGAUGAGUCCAUCAGAUACCCUCUCAAAGAGGACACCAUAUCCUACCAGCUGCUGGGAGGAGUCAUGAUCCCCUUCACACUGAUCGUGAUUGUCUGUGGCGAGUGCCUUUCCGUUUACUUGUCUCGCAUCAAGAACCAGUCAUUAGGGACCAAGUAUGUGGCGUGUGUCUACAAAGCCGUGGGGAGCUAUGUAUUUGGAGCUGCUGCUAGCCAGUCUCUGACAGACAUAGCCAAGUACUCCAUCGGUCGUCUGCGGCCAAACUUCCUGGCUGUUUGCAAACCAGUCUGGGAUCGCAUCAACUGCAAAGCUGGUGGAUACAUCGAGAACUUCACCUGCACUGGAGACACGUUUCUGGUAGAUGAGGCCAGACUGUCCUUCUACUCUGGCCACUCAUCCUUCUCUAUGUACUGCAUGCUGUUUCUUGUACUAUACAUUCAAGCCAGACUGAAGUCAGAAUGGGCAAGGCUUCUGCGUCCCACCAUCCAAUUCUUCCUGAUUGCAACUGCUGUGUACGUGGGUCUAUCCCGGGUGUCUGACUACAAACAUCACUGGAGUGAUGUGCUCACUGGCCUCCUGCAAGGGGGUUUAGUGGCUGUUCUCACGGUGUUCUGUGUGUCCAACUUCUUCGAACAGCCAGUGGACGCGGUGGUGUCACAGGAAGAAGAAGCCUCGCCGACCAGUUUACAGGACAACCCUUCCAGUUUUAACCACUAUGGUAGCACUGACUGAGUCUGAGGCCUCAAAGACAAUUCUGUAUAGGGCCUCUGUAAAACACAUCAAUGGGCUGCAAGUCUUUCAUAUUAACUGCAGGCUGUUUCUGUGCAUUUCUUCGACAAAGUUGGCCCC
Molecule: messenger RNA, 1234 nt
Organism: Xiphias gladius (swordfish)
Lineage: Eukaryota; Metazoa; Chordata; Actinopteri; Istiophoriformes; Xiphiidae
Product: phospholipid phosphatase 1-like
Exons: 7
Coding region: 53-1117 (354 amino acids)
Biological process (GO): phospholipid metabolic process; phospholipid dephosphorylation; signal transduction
Molecular function (GO): phosphatidate phosphatase activity
Source: RefSeq, a predicted model, not a curated record